AUGGUCUGCUCAGCUGCCCCUGUGCUACUCCUGGCCAUGACUCUCCCUCUGGUGGGGUCACCACUUACCUGAGCAUCCCAGCCUGGACAGAGUCUGGCUGGAGGGGAAUCAGGGCAGCAAUUGGACCAAGAAAGUGGAGCAGAUGAAUCGGUCCUGGUCUCCGUCUAUGUACAGCUAGACUUUUCAAAUGAGCACAGGCCAGCAGCACUCUCCAGGCCCCUGAGUCUCCCCACUGCUUCGGCUUCCUCUGCCCCAGUAACUCUCACGGGCCUCAGCCUCACAACAGAGUGUAAUGUCACCCACAAUGGGUAUAGCUACUGUGCUUGCCUCUCUGGGUACCAAUGGAAUGCCAGUGUCUGCUCCCAUCACCCUCCCUGCCAAGCCCCCCUCGAGCACGGGCCUUGCAGCUGUCUUGUCUUCGGCCCAACUGAAGCCGGGCACUGCCAGCUGCUGCCACCUGGUGAGGAGGAGCUUAGCUGCCUCAAGGGCCACAAGUUCCUGCUCUGGGGGUCCUGUCUCCUGUCUCCUGCAGCCCCCACAACCCUAAGCCUCAACUCCUGGCUGCAGAUGCCUGGCGACACCCUGAACCUGACCCUCCUCACAAGCCAGGAGAUCACCAACCUGAACUGGUUCCUGCGGCCCACAGGGAGCCCAAGCCCUGUCCUCCUGUGGGCAGGGACACGUGUGUCCUUGAUCCAGGCUGUCCUCAGCAUCAUCAACGUCUCCAGUAGAUGGGCAGGUGAGUACAUAUGCUGCUUUGAGGCCCAAGGGUUCAGGUGGGAGCUGCGCCAGGUUGUGAGGGUGCCCCUGCAGGCGACAGACGUGGCUGGGCUCCCACACCAGCUCUCCAUCUCCUGUGCCACCUCCCCUGGCUUCCAACUGAGCUGCUGCAUCCCCAGAGCACACCUGGGCUACACGGCUUCCUGGAGCCCCAGCGAGGGCAGCGAAGCCUCCCUAUUCCACACGCCAGACUCCCAGUGCUUUGUGCUGGCUGUUCAGAGCUGCCCUGCAGCCGACACUACGUACGCUUGUGACCUGCAGAGCCCAGGACUGAGCCCUCUCAGGGUCGCCGUCUCUGUCACCGUCAUCCAGGAUGGAGACACCACCUGCCCUGAGGACUCUUCGACUGUUGCCUGGAACGUCACCAAGGCUGGCCACGUGGCACAGGCCCCGUGUCCCAGGAACAGGUCCGGCACAAUGAAGAGGCCUUGCAGGCCUGAUGGGGUCUGGGGGUGCACCCACAGCAGCUGCACAGACACGGGGCUCCUGGCCUUGCUUCGUCGGACCCGGCUGCUGCGGGCAGGCCAGGGCCGGCCUGCAGAGGAGGUGCCACAGAUCCUGGCUCAGCUCCCAGAGCAGGUAGUAGUGGUGACUUCACCCUCUGACUUGUUGGCACUGGUGGGCGCCAUGACAGUCCUGGCCAAGGUGGUGGCAGAUGCCAGAAUACAGCUCAACUGCAGUGCCCUGGAGGCUCUCCUGAAGACCACAGACAAGGUCCUGGACAUGGACUCCAGCUCUCUGUGGACCCCAGCCCGGGCCCAGAAGGCCUCAGUGGGCUCCAAUCUCCUGCUGGCUGUGGAGACCCUGGCACGCAGCCUGCACCCACAGGAUCAGCCCUUCUCCCGCGUGCUGCCCAAUGUGCGGCUGCAGAGCCAGCUCCUCAGGCCCACAUUUCCUGCUGACUACAGAGUCUCCUUCCCUACUCAGCCCCCGCUGCAGGCACAGAUUCCCAGGCACUCCCUGGCCCCACUGGGCCAUAAUGGAACGGACGUCAGUGUUACUAGCCUGCAAAAACUGGACCACCUUCUGCCCUCAAACUAUGGACAAGGGCUGGGGGACUCCCUCUACGCCACUCCUGGGCUAGUCCUCGCCAUCUCCAUCAUGGCAGGUGGCCAGGUCUUCAACCAGGGAGAGGUCAUCAUGGACUUUGGGGACACAGACGGCAGUCCCCACUGUGUCUUCUGGGAUCAUGAUCUCUUCCAGGGCGAGGGGGGCUGGUCUGAUGCAGGGUGCCAGGUGCAGGCAGCCGGGGCCAGCCCCACCACUCAGUGUAUCUGCCGGCACCUCACUGCCUUCUCCAUCCUCAUGUCUGGACACACAGUUCCAAAAAACCCCACCCUGGAGCUGCUGAGUCAGGUGGGCUUGGGGGCCUCCAUUCUGGCGCUGCUCGUGUGCCUGGCCGUGUACAGGCUGGUGUGGAGAUUUGUGGUGAGGAACAAAGUUGCCUAUUUACGCCAUGUGGCCCUGCUCAACGUGGUGCUCUGCCUGCUGGCCGCAGACACCUGCUUCCUAGGAGCCCCACUGCUUCCUCCAGGGCCCCGCAGCCCGCUCUGCCUGGCCGCUGCCUUCCUCUGUCAUUUCCUGUACCUGGCCACCUUUUUCUGGAUGCUGGCCCAGGCCCUGAUGCUGGCCCACCAGCUGCUCUUUGUCUUCCAUCGGCUGUCCAAGCACCGAGUACUCUCCCUGAUGGUGUUCGUUGGCUACCUGUGCCCGAUGGGGUUUGCAUGUGUUGCCCUGGGCCUCUACUUACCCCGAGGGCAAUACCUGGGGGAGGGGGCAUGCUGGUUGGACAAAAAGGGAGGAGCACUCUACACCUUCGUGGGGCCAGUGCUGGCCAUCGUGGGCGUGAACGGGCUGGUACUCACCAUGGCUGUGCUGAAGCUGCUGAGACCUUCGCUGUCGGAGGGACCCCAGGUGGAGAAGCGCCAAGCCCUCCUGGGGGUGAUCAAAGCUCUGCUCGUUCUCACGCCCAUCUUUGGCCUCACCUGGGGACUGGGGCUGGCCACUCUGCUAGAGGAAGUCUCCAUAGUCCCUCACUACCUCUUCACGGUUCUAAACGCCUCCCAGGGUGUCUUCAUCUUAUUGUUUGGUUGCCUCAUGGACAGGAAGGUCCAAGAGGCUUUACGCAAACACUUCUGCCGCAGCCAAGCCCCCAGCUCCACCAUCUCCCUGGCCCCAAAUGAAACCUACAUCCCGGAACACAGCAAAGGAGGAAGUAAAGACACCAGGUGA
This is a messenger RNA of Hippopotamus amphibius kiboko, 3012 nucleotides long. It is a transcript of the gene ADGRF3, whose product is annotated as adhesion G protein-coupled receptor F3. Gene Ontology annotation, cellular component: membrane. Lineage: Eukaryota; Metazoa; Chordata; Mammalia; Artiodactyla; Hippopotamidae. The record is from RefSeq and is a predicted model, not a curated record. Gene Ontology annotation, biological process: G protein-coupled receptor signaling pathway; cell surface receptor signaling pathway. Gene Ontology annotation, molecular function: G protein-coupled receptor activity.